AUGCCUUGCAAACAUCAAAAAUAUACCGCCACGAGAUUAUCGGGAAUAUUUGUAUUUGCCAGUCCAUACAAAUACGAUACUUCGGAUUUAGUUCAAGCCCUCGAAGACAGCCUCAAUCCAUCUGGAGAUGAAUUCAAAUCUUUACGGGAAGACAUUCUAUACAGUAUCAAAAAUCAUACAGAUCAGACUUUCUUGAGAAAAAUGGACGACAAUGAUCCUGAAAGACUAUCCCUCAAAUCUUUGGAUCUAAUAUUCUCAACAUUCAACGCCUAUUUUUUUAAAAACACUCUUCCGCAAGAUACAAGAGUCGUUCGAAAAACUGAAAAUAACUCAAGUAUCACAGCAGGAUUUUUCCUCCCUUUCAAAGCGGCCUCGUCAUCAGGCAUUUUCGCUGCUGCAACUAGAAUCUUUCACAGUUCCACCCCCGAGAUCGAUCAUACUAAGUCACCCAACAUAAUCAUUCCUUCUAAGGGUACUUCCUCUACCAAGAGCAGCCCCGGAGACGAUGUAAGCGCUCUCCUAGAAGCAAUGAUCGCUUUCUAUCUACAAUGGUACAGUUGCCGCAAACCCAGCUGUCUGAACAGAAUUACCGCUUGUGGGAAGGGCCCUAGAGGAUACGCAUGGCAGAAGAUUGCCAAUCUACUAGAAAGGUCUGAGAUGAUGAGCGAUAUGCAGACUUUGAUUGGUUCGCAGGUGCGUUUGAGAAGGUAUGAGGAAUUUGUUAGGGAACUGAGCUAUUGGGAUAAGCCGAGGCUGUUCGUAUCGUUGGAUUUGUUGCGGGAAUUGGGGUUGGUUGCAUGGACUGUAGAAGAUUUUGUGUAUGCUGCGGAGGAGGAACAGAGAAAGACAAUUGCUUCCGCGGUGAAACGGAUGAAACGGUGA
This is a messenger RNA of Botrytis byssoidea, 882 nucleotides long. RefSeq lists its product as uncharacterized. The transcript has a single exon. NCBI's taxonomy places the organism in Eukaryota, Fungi, Ascomycota, Leotiomycetes, Helotiales, Sclerotiniaceae. The record is from RefSeq and is a predicted model, not a curated record. Bases 1 to 882 code for a protein of 293 amino acids.